Messenger RNA from Acanthocheilonema viteae, 2721 nucleotides. The record is from the annotation of a GenBank genome assembly. NCBI's taxonomy places the organism in Eukaryota, Metazoa, Nematoda, Chromadorea, Rhabditida, Onchocercidae.
AUGGAUGAUCAUAUACAAAUCCAUGGUGAUAAUACCUCGCCAACGACAUCAUGCGGUAGCGUGCUACCAAGGGAUACAACUGAAUCUGUGAUACAGUCACUCACAAACGGAUCUCGUAUUAAUGACGGAACUAGAAAACCUGACAAAGCGCCACUUAUGCCGGAUAUAGAUACAAGAUUAAACAGUGGAACUACGCAAAUGUAUACCGAGGAAAGAUCUUAUCUUCAUUCUGUGGAUUUCGUAAAUGCUGCUAAACCAAAUGGGCUGUCUACACUUUCUGGUGUAUUUGCACCUGUGGCAAUUUCGAUGUUUAGCGUUUUGCUGUUUCUUCGGAUGGGCUUCUCGGUUGCUGUAGAAGUUAAUUUGCUUACCAAGAUUCUGAAUACUUUUAUUGAUCAGUGUUUUGUUGUUGGUCAAUUGGGUUUCCUGCAAACAAUUGCACAGUUAUUCCUUGCAUAUACAAUCGUUAUGUUGACCGUUCUUUCACUUUGUGCUAUUUCCUCAAAUGGCGCUAUCGAAGGCGGUGGAGUUUACUAUAUGAUAAGCAGAUCACUGGGACCGGAGUUUGGUGGCGCCAUUGGAUUACUGUUUUAUACCGCCAAUGUUUUUUCUUGUGCAUUAUAUGUGUCGGGAUUUACCGAAGCUCUGUUAAGCAAUAUUAGUGAAGAAAGUUCACCAUCUAGCGCCAGCUGGAAAUUUCUGUGUUGUGUAUUCGUCUCCUUUGUUCUGCUACUGUUAUGUCUUCUUGGGGCUGGAUUGUUUGCCAAAACAGCUUUUAUUACAUUUAUUAUUGUUUCUAUUUGCUAUGUUACAUUUUUGUUAUCAGUCUUCAUAGUCGCACCAUUCAAUGUUCCGAUACCAAAAACAAACGAAAUUGCAUAUAUGGUUCUGUCAAAUUUGUCAGACCCGUCUUCUGAGAAAGUACCCGACUUCAACCAGACAUUGAAAGCAUCUUAUACAGGACUCAGGUUCGCAACUCUUAUUGACAAUAUGAUGACAAAUUAUACAUUUGAUUACACAACGUCGAAGCCUACUGAUUUUGCUGUGAUGUUUGCAAUUAUAUUCAGCGGUAUUACUGGAUUGAUGGCUGGCGCAAAUAUGUCGGGUGAAUUGGCACGGCCAUGCAUUUCCAUUCCACGUGGCACUGUACAGGCCGUUUUCGUUACAUUAAUUGUAUACAUUACUACAGCAUUUUUCACCGCUGCUACAUGCAGCCGUGAAUUACUUCAAUCAAAUUAUUCUGUCAUGAUGAAUGUGAACAUUUCGCCAUUGUGCAUUCUUAUUGGUAUAUUCUCGACAACAUUUUUCUCAUCCAUGAGUAAUAUGAUUGGUGCAUCUCGUGUCUUGAACCGUGUUGCACAUGAUAAGCUCUUCGGCUAUUUACUUCAUCCGGCGAAAAUCGAAGUUAGCGGCGUCGGUGUUAUAAGUACCAUAGUAAUGAUGUUAGUCAUUGAUGCUGCUAUGAGUGCUAUUGGCGUCAUCGUACUUUUGAUCUUGAUUAUAAUUCUGCAUUAUCAAGCUCCAGUAGGAUCUUGGGGAUCUAUAUCUCAAGCUUUGAUCUACCACCAAGUACGAAAGUAUCUUCUUCUUCUUGAUGUCCGCAAAGAACACGUAAAGUAUUGGCGGCCGCAAAUACUUCUUUUGGUUAGUCGUCCAGCUAGCGUUUGUCCGCUAAUGGAUUUCAUCAACGAUCUAAAGAAAAGUGGUUUGUAUGUAAUUGGUCACGUGCAAAAAGGUAGCAUGGAUGAUAGCAGUCCAAACUUGGACCCGUUGCAUGAGGUAUUUCCAUAUUGGUUAUCUUUAGUUGAUUAUUUGAAACUAAAGGCUUUCGUCGAAUUAACCAUUUCGAAAUCAGUUCGCGAAGGUAUUCAACAGCUAAUGCGUUUGUCUGGUUUGGGAGCCAUGAAACCGAACACCGUUGUCUUGGGUUUUCAUGAAAAAUUUCCAACAGAAAAUACUCUUGCUGAAUCUUGUCUUUUGAAAGAUCUUAGAUUUUCUCGUAUCGAUCGAGCUGCUGUUGUCGAGUAUUUCACUGCUUCAGAUUAUAUGCCACGCGAGCCCAACAAUUCGCAUGAACGCUUGAAUAGCGAGGAAUAUGUACGCAUUUUAAAUGAUGUAAUUCAUAUAAAUAAAAAUCUGUGUGUUGCGCGCUAUUUUAAUCAUCUAGAUAAAGAUGUCCCAAGAGGAUGGAAUGGUCAAAAAAAAUUCAUUGACGUUUGGCCAGUAUUCAUACAAAAACCAGGUGAAACAGGACUUGGCUGGGGUAACAGUUCUCUUUUUUUGCUCCAAAUGGCUUGCAUACUAUCGAUGAGUACUCGAUGGCGUUCAUCAUCAGUUCUGCGCGUUUUUAUUUGUGUUAAUAGCUUACAAGAUAUGCAGAGGCGUGAGCGACAACUGAAACAAAUGCUGGCAUAUCUUCGAAUAAAUGCGAAAUCAUUGGUAACACCAUGGGAUCAUGUUGUUUGUCACCUUGAUAGUGACAGUCCAUCAGCUCCAUUAAGGGAAUCAGUUGACUUGCCAUUGCCUUAUUUGACUGCUCUGAAUGAUUUAAUCAAGAAGAACAGUGGUGAUGCAGCUGUAUGCUUGUUGAAUUUGCCAACUCCACCAAAAGAAAUUUCACGAAGUGAGAAGUAUUUGGAAGUAAUAAGGCAUUUGACUGAUGGGUUACCGCCAACAUUGUUAGUACAUGGUUUAUCCUCAGUUAUAUCGACGGCGCUAUAA